AUGAGCACGGAUUCUCUCGACAAUCUGGACGAAAACUCCGGAGAUAUUCUCUUGACUAUCUCCGACUACAUACUUGCACAUUUUCGUUCCCACGUCAUUGAUGUGGCAUCUAUUCACCCACCAACUCACACUGACGGCCUAGUUGCAUUUGCAACUUCUGAGACACCUCAGGCGCUAUAUGUUAUCCUUAAUCUGGAUGGUCUGGUUACAAUUGCUUCGGAAAUGUCAGAAACGAAUCUAAACGACUUCGCUUCAGUAUCGAUAUUCAUCAAAUCCAAGGGUCCAAUUCGACUCGAUACACCUUUACAGGAGCAACUUAGUGUUGUGAGCUAUGCAAACGAUGAUUCCCGCGACUUUAUUACUAAUGGAGAUCCAUCCUUCAUCAAAGGCUUCCUUGAUUAUGUUGUAUCUCCCUAUUUUGAACUUCUAGCGUCUCAAGAUGCCCAAAGAACUAAAUCAAAUACGCUACGUGCGGCAAGGAAAAAGCUAAAGGAAUUGAGCACCACUCUCAACCUCUUAGAGCUGCAGAUUCAUGUGCCAGAGUUACUUGGUGCUCUUUCUCCUAAUGCACUAGACUUGCUUCGGCUGUCGAUGCCAGAGGAAGAGAUAAUUCAAGAUACAUCGUUAUUGAAUGAGCUAACGCAAGUUGCAAAUUUCUGGAUAAAACAGAUACAGAACAUUACGAAUUUAUCCGAGACACCCUCCGGUGUCUGGUCUAUGUCUGAUGAGAUUCAAUUUUGGGCAUCCAUGGAGUCAGCUUUGGAAUCAUGGAUAAACCAGAUCAAUCAACCUGAAGUAAAAAAAGUACUCGAAAUCUUAUCAACAUCUAGAAGAUUCCAGACGACCUUCAUGUUUCAGAACAAUUUGAGACUUUCUGACAAGCUCGAAGAAACAAAAAGCUUCAACGCACUAAUUAAAGACCUCCCUUUUGCGGGCCUCACUCAAGCUAUCAACUCACCGAACCCAUUCUCUGCAUUUGAAACAUCCAUCGGAGAUAUAUUUAGUCAUCUUCGAAGGUGGAAAUCACUGAGGUCGUUUCCUCUCGUUCGUAUGAUCGAAUUCGUCGAACUCACAUUGGAUGAAAUUUCGAACAAUCUUAUCCAUCUUUUUAAAUCUGCAAAAUUAGCGGCACUAUCUUUGAAUGACUUCGAGGAACUUUAUGAGAAGCAGCUCACCAAUAUUUUCAAGACUCUAGACAUCUCCAUUAAAAGCAUGACCAACAUACUUAGAGAACUCAUGCGUAAGCGCCAAGAGAAGUUUAUGGUAAUCAAAAUCAACAAUGAAAAGAUCAAUAGAAUUCAGGACAGACUUGAACAUCUACGCGAACUAAUAGAGAAGCACCACUCGCUUGAAGAGGUUAUCUCACGAUCUUUUGUUAGUGAGGAACUUUCUAAUCAACUAACACAUGCGUUUCUUAAGCAUGUCAUCGCAGCAGACUGUUUCGAUUUUUCAAAUGAAGGGCAUCUGAUUUGGGUAGCUAGUGAAACAUGCUAUCUUCGAGUUCAUGCCGACGUUCUGCAAAUAUUGGCAUCAUCUACGAACAACAAGAUGAAUUCAUGUAUCACCUUAGAUGAUUUUGUGGGUUUAUUUCAAACAAUGCAGAAUGAUACAAUCAAUAUGGCCCGUUUGGUCUCUCUCAUUGAUGACAGUCACAAAAUUAGAUUCCUCGCAGUUGCUCGAACUCAGGUGCUUAAUCUUGCAUCCUCUUUUUCAAAAGGGGCACAGGAUUUUGAUAUCAGUGUUGCACAGGACUCCGACACUAUAUUGAAUAGUAUCCAAAACAAAUUAUCUCUUAAAUCGCGACUUCAUUCUAUAAUAGAAUCCGUCACACAUUCUUUGGGCGAAGAUUGGUCCUUCUUUGCAAUUGGAUCUCAAAUUCAAGAUGAUACCCGCGCCAUAUUCGAUAAGUUGGACUGCCUUGCUGAUUUUGAAGAAUGGGUAUCAUCCAACAGAAGUUCUUUACACGUUUUGAACAAGAGUGGCUUCAUCUUCGAAGUCAAGCAUAUAAACGAAUGCCGAGAGAUUUCUAUUGACUUGACGUACCCUCGACAAUUGCUUACCUUACCUCGUCUGACGUAUUUUUUAGAGACUGCGGGAUUCGAGGUACCCACAGAUAUUCUUCUCGCCUCGAGAAAGGCUGCGACAAUAACACCAAUUAUAACUUCUUUAAGAGAAAGCUUGGAGAUAUUCUUACAAUUAAUCACAGGAGAGUUCGUCAAUGAAGCAUUCUUUGCGUCUCUUUAUUCUAUGACUAACGAAUCAAUACAUCGAAUGCUCCGUUUGAGGAGUUUAAGCUGGAAUGAUGUUGAAACGGAAUGUGCAAUACUUCUUGAGGAACAUGAUUCAAACAACUCAGUUCUGUUAGAAUGCAAGUCUUUGAAACAGAUCAAUGCUUUUCAAGAAGCAGUAUACAACCAUUACGAAGCUACGAGAAUGUUGCAAAAUUUUCGCAAAUUGUAUGACGGAGAAAUUUAUUCGAAGUUGAUGAACUGUGCAUUUGAAUUGAGUACUAUUCAAGAAAUUGUCGACGAGGUAUGUUCGACUGCUGUCACUUUGCUUCCACAUGCUUCAUACACAGCCUCAUUUGAGAAUACGCUUCGAGAACUUAUUGCUAAUGCACUAAGUGAAAAGUGUGCUCAACACCUCAAGUACUUCGUCAAGGAAGUCCACGGUAAGAAAGGUAGCAAAAUGAGGUUUCCUACUUUGAAUCAUUUCAUCCGAUGCGAAAAUGGCUAUUUUCUCAUCGAACCUCCAAUCAAAUCGACGAAAGCGAGACUUGCUGCGAUCAUCAAUUCAUCGCUUGAGGAUCUUUGCAAGAUAAGAUUCACAACAAUUCAUGGGUCGAGCUCGCUAAUUUGGACAUCUUGUCCGCGAGGUCUUAGCAAAGUGAUAUGCGAGGCCCUAGACGAGGUAGAAUUGAUUCAUGCGAAUUUGGGGAAACACUUAGAAGCGUGGAACAAAUUUGGAUCUCUUUUGACCGUGGACUCGAAAGAUCGACUGCUUUUCUGCGAUCUCAAUAUUGAUCAAGCUCUCAGCUCCUUGCUUGAAAUAAUAUCAUUUAUGAAGCUUAUAGAGGAUCCCGUAGGCGUUACAAGCAUCGGAGGUCUUAUAAGUGUUCUGCAUUCUGCUGUGAGGAAGCACCUAGAAAACUCCAUCAGUGCGUUUAGGGUGACUUUGUUCUCUCAAUUCACCACGAGAGUCACGUCCAUAAGUGCUGAUAUGCUAACAGAAUUGAAGCUUUGCGAAAAGCGAUUCAAUAAUUUACCGAACAUGGACAAUACAUCGUUCGAUUUAUUGGAAUAUACAUCGGACUUGCUUGAAUCGAAAAAAAAUGUAACAGUUUGGAAGAGAUACAAGGGUCUAUUGAGAGAGUGUCAAAAGGCUCUUUACCAAAAUAGGCAGACGCUCCCAUCGAGUUGGAUUCACUAUGACCAAUUUGAUAGCAGGAUACCUAACCUUGAAGCUCUAAUUUCUGGUGGGGACUCAUUCAUCUUUCAAAACCUCGAUUUGGUACAAAAAAGAUUGUCUACAGCUAUAGAGCAGUACAAUAACAAUCUAGCUGUGUUCAUGAACAAUUGGCAUAAAAAUAGACAAAUUACGAGUGAAAUGGAGCCUGGUCAAGCGCUUUCAAUCUUAGCUAAAUCGCAGAAGAAGCUUGAUGACUUUGAACUAUCGAAAAUGCGUGCUAUCCGUGUUGCGCAGCAAUUAAAUAUUGUUAUCCCGAAGACGACGCUGAUACAACCUCUACAAGAUGACUUCGACAAUUUGAAACUCAUCUGGACUUCACUUCGAGACUUAUGGGAUAUUUUGGAAGAAAUUAGAAAAUCACCCUGGGCAGAUUUCCAACCAAGAAAAGUCAAACUGCAACUUGACAACUUAUGGACACAGAUGAGAAACCUUCCCGCUUUAGUGCGGCACUAUCCAGCGUUUGGGAACUUGAAAAACACUAUUGAUUUGUUUUCAACCAGUAUAAUAUUUUUAGGCGAGCUCAGAGGUGCUGCUCUCAAGACGAGACAUUGGAAUAAGAUUUUGUCUUCUUUAAAUGCUCCUUCCUCCAUUGAUUAUGACACAUUGAAGGUACUGCAAUUGUUAGAAUUGGAUAUAAAGGGCCACGAAAGUGCAAUACGUUCCAUACUAAAACAAGCAGUGGAGGAACAAAUCAUCGAGGAGUCAUUACUCAGUAUUGAAAAGGAGUGGUCUACUAUUACCUUUGAAACGUUUGAUUUUGAGGGGAAAUGUCGACUCGUUCGAAAUUGGAAUUUUCUAUUUGAUACAUGCCAGGACCAUGUAAGCACGUUAUCUAGUAUGAAACAUCUGGUUUCUCAUGGUGAAUUCGAAGAAAGAAGGAACUCUCUUGAAUCCAAGCUCGUUGAUCUUCUAUCCAUAUUUGAUAUAUGGAUCGAGGUUCAGAAAAAAUGGGCCUAUUUCGAGGGUGUAUUCGGAAACAGUCCAGAACUUAGCGCUUCCAUGUCGAUAGAGUCUGCCAGAUUCAACAACAUAUCGUUCGAAUUUUUGAAUUUCAUGAAAAGAGUGAAUAAUUUAACGUUGGUGAUCGAUAUUCUAUCUAUAAGAGAUUUGAAAGCAGCUUUCAAGAAGAUGGAAGUGAGUUUGGAAAACACGAAGAGAGGUCUUACUCAAUAUCUUGAGCUGCAACGAGAUAUAUUCCCAAGAUUCUACUUUUUGGGAAAUGACGACUUACUAGAAUUUAUUGGUGGAUCGCGAAAUGUGAAGAUAAUCAAUAAGCACAUCAAGCUGAUGUUUUUCGGAGUCGAGUCGUUGAUAAUUGGUGACGAUACACAUGAUAUCAUUGCCCUUAAGAGCCCAGAGGGUGAGCUUUUGAGUUUAGUCAGUCCUGUAUCAUUGUUUAAGUCCCUGACUUUGACCCAGUGGUUGAGUGAGUUAGAAAACAUAAUCAAACUUACUAUUGCCCAAAACAUUCGAGACUCAUACUCAGAAGUUUGCGAAGUAAUAAAGAAUCCAAGUCAAUUAAAAUCAUUAUUCGCGAUAAUCGACAAGUAUCCAGCGCAGGCUCUACUUGUAUCGUUGAAUAUAUUUUUUUCGCAGAAGGUAAAGAAUCGAACAGAUAGUGACUGUUGGAGACAAUUAUCUGACUUCUACUCAAAAAUCGUGAAACAAGUUGCUUCCAUUUCCGAACCUCGUCAUCGCAGAAAAAUUGAGGCAUUGAUUAUAGAGCUCAUUCAUCAUAGAGACAUAUGCUCUGAAAUGAUACGAAGAUCCGAACGAGAGCGAGAAGAAACAUUAAACAAUAUACAACAAUACGAAUUUUCAUCCGCGGCAAACUCUCCACUUGAAAGUGUCAUAAUAAGACAGGGGCGUCAAGAGUUCUCCUACGGUUUCGAAUACAGUGGUGUUGUGGAGAAGCUUGCAAUUACUCCGUUAAUCGAUCAAUGCUUUUUGGCGAUGACACAAGCAUUGAGCCAAGGAAUGGGUGGCUCCCCAGUUGGGCCUGCUGGAACUGGUAAAACUGAGAGCGUAAAGGCACUAGGUCACACGUUAGGCCGAAUGGUGAUCGUUUUUAAUUGUGGUGACGGUUUUGACGAUAAGUCUAUCAGUAGGAUACUCUUAGGGCUCAGUAAAGUUGGCUGCUGGGGUUGCUUUGACGAAUUCAACCGGCUCAAUACCACAAUAAUGAGUGCACUUUCUCCCCAGAUCGAGGCUAUACAGGGUGGUCUUAGGGGCGAUCUGCAAGACAUAAUGAUAUCAGGUAAAAGUGUUCGAGUCCAUCCAAAUACAGGUCUCUUUGUGACCAUGAAUCCCGGCUAUGCGGGCAGAAACGAAAUGCCUGAAAGUAUGAGAAGAUUGUUUCGCAGCUUUUGGAUGGCAAAGCCCGACUUGGAGCUAAUUGCGGACAUAAUUCUCACGUCACAACAGCUUGUUCACACUGAAACACUUUCAAAGCUCAUAGUGAGCACUUUUGAGGAGUUGAAGAUCAAGUCAACAAGCCAACGACACUAUGAUUUCGGACUCAGGGCAAUAAAAAGCACCUUACGGAUGUGUGGAGAGAAACGACAAGGUUUGAGUGAAUCUUCGUCAAGCGGUACUAUCGAGGAGGAAAAGUCAAUAUUGAAGUCAUGCUUGAAAGCAUCUGUCUCUCCCAGACUAAUUCCGCAAGAUGUUUCAGUAUUCGAUGAUGCCAUGAGCAAGUUUUUCACAAACUUGAAUGACGAUGUCUCCGAAGAACAGGACUUGAUUCGCAAGAUUGAGGCAAAUGCUUCGGGCGAGGGUUUAGCUGUAUCACAAAACUUCCUUCUCAAGGCCUCUCAAAUAAUCCUGAUCCUGAGAAGUCAUCAUGGUAUUAUUUUAGUUGGGGAGCUGGGUUCAGGAAAAUCUACCAUAUUAAGGCAUACAUUGAAUGCUAUGUCAGCUUUCGAAAAGACAACACACAAGACUUUCGUUAUGGAUUGCAAGGCUCUUUCAAAAGAUGAAAUCUUUGGAUCUCUCGAUCCCAUCACCCGCGAGUGGACCGAUGGUCUUUUCACAAAUAUAUUACGAACAAAUCUUUCAAAUAUGAAGGGCGAGAGGUCGCAUCGUGUCUGGGUCAUUUUCGAUGGUGACAUAGAUCCUAUUUGGGCAGAAAAUCUUAACAGUGUUCUUGAUGAUAACAAGGUUUUAACGCUUCCAAAUGGCGAGCGUCUUGAACUAUCGGAUAAUUUGAAAAUUGUUUUUGAAGUUGACAAUUUAGAAAAUGCUACACUUGCAACCAUCAGCCGUUGUGGGAUGAUAUGGUUUGACCCAUCGGAAUUAAAACCUAUGAUGGUCUGGAAGAAAUUCUUAUUUGAUCUUCGCUUCAAUGAAUGGGAAGGUAUUGAGAAAGAUAUACCCUCCUAUGAGAGAAUGGAUCUACAAAAGAAUAUCGCUGAUUCUUCAGAUAUCUUGACGGACCAAUUUUUCUCUAAAGCUAUUGAUGCUGCAGGGGAAUUCAAGCACAUAAUGAGGUUCAGUCGAUUGAGAGCAGUGCACACCUUCUGCACCUUCUAUUCAACUCACAUAUCAAACUUGCUUAAUUUCGAAGCAAAGCAUCAGAUAUUAGUCGAUGAAUUGUUGGGUGAAUAUGUCUUGAAAUCACUUUUUUUAUCGGCAAUCUGGGCGUUUAGUGGUGAUUGUCCAGCCCAACAGCGCAGUUUGUAUAUUCAGAAGGCUGCAUCAUUCAUGGAAUUCUCUCAUCUCGAGAUUCCUCCCGAUGUUAUUGAGUAUCGAGUAUCAGUAAAGGAUUCUCGCUGGACUUCUUGGCAAGAUAAUGUCCAGACCCUCGAUUUAGAUCCACACCAAGUAUUGGACCCUAGCACGAUAAUACCUACAGUGGACACGGUAGUUCACGAAAAUUUGAUACACUCGCUUAUCAAUCGCCACACUCCCUUGAUAUUAUGUGGCCCUCCGGGUUCCGGUAAAACGAUGACAUUCUUGAAGGCACUCAGGAAGCUGCCUAACUUGGAUUUGAUCUCACUUAACUUCUCCAAAGAGACCUCUCCGGAGGUUUUCGUAAGCCUGCUUGAGCAAAAUUGUGAAUACAGAAGAUCAAACAGAGGACUAAAGCUCGCUCCAAAAGUGGAUGGCAAAUGGUGUGUCGUAUUUUGUGACGAAAUAAACUUGCCCUCGGAGGACGAGUUUGGAACUCAAAGAGUAAUUGCAUUACUUCGACUUAUGGUGGAACGUCAUGGGUUCUGGAGCUCCAAGCAUAGGGAGUGGGUUUCCUUGGAGAAGGUUCAAUUUGUUGGAGCAUGUAACGAUCCAGAAGAUCCUGGUAGAAGUCAAUUGGCAGAAAGAUUUUUAAGACAUGCUUGUGUUGUGAUGGUCGACUAUCCCGGAAGAUCCUCUAUGAUGCAAAUUUAUGAAACAAUGAAUCGAGCCACAUUGAAAUGUGCUCCUGAUCUUCGGGGCUUCUCUGGUGAAUUGACAGCUGCUAUGCUAGAUGUUUACUUCGAGUCUCAACGUCAUCUUACGCGUGAUAUGAAAAGUCACUAUGUCUACUCUCCCCGUGAACUCACGAGGUGGUGCAGGGGUAUCUUGAAGACAGUUUCUUCUGCCGACUACACAAAGAUAGAGCCUCUAGUUCGUUUAUGGUAUCACGAAGGCCUCCGUCUUUUUUUCGACAGGCUCAGCGACGAGCAUGAUAAAGUGUGGACAAAAACGCUAUUUCUCAAUACAGCGAGAAAAUAUUAUCCUCACAUUAAUGUCGAAUCUACUUUAAAAGAGCCUGUUCUUUUCUCAGACUGGCUUACUCUGCGCUACGAGCCGGUUUCUGUAGGCGAGUUGGCUGACUUCGUUCGUGAAAGAUCUCGAGUGUUCAGUGAAGAGGAACUCGAUCUUGAAUUGAUUUUAUUUGAUGAUAUGCUUGAUCAUAUAUUGCGAAUUGACAGGGUUCUUAGGCAGCACCAGGGCCACAUGAUUCUUAUUGGCCCUUGCACAAGUGGGAAGACAACACUCACCAAGUUUGUCGCGUGGAUGAAUGGCAUCAAGAUUGUUCAGUUGAGGGUACACAAGGGCUUCACUGUCGAGAAUUUUCAACGGAAGCUAAAAGAGGUUCUCAUUUCUUGCUUACACGGAGAUAAGAUCUGCUUCAUCAUUGACGAGUCAAGUUUACUUGAAGCUACCUUCAUCGAGCGUAUGAACACUCUCUUGGCAAAUUCAGAAAUUCCUGGUUUGUUUGAAGGUGACGACUAUGCUUCCCUUAUCAAGCUGUGUGCAGCUGAAUCCUCAUCACAGGGCUUGUUGUUAGAUAACGAAGACGAGUUGUAUGCUUGGUUCACAAAUCAAGUAUCCUUAAAUUUGCAUGUUGUUUUCACAUUAAGCGAUGUUGGUGUUGAUAAUCGCGUACAAGUGAAUUCCUCACCUGCUCUUUUCAACAGAUGUGUUCUCAGUUGGAUGGGUGACUGGUCUGAUUCCACUUUGUUGGAGAUUGUGCAGAAAAAACUUCAAGGUAUAGCUCUAGAUUCCUCGCCGUACGAGCCAAAGUCUGUCGAUUCUAGCAGGUUUGCGGUGAACACUAUUAGGGAUGCGGUCAUGAGAGCCAGUAUCAUUCUCCACCAAAGCACAAAAUCUUACCCAAAUCAAUUUCUCAGGUUCGUUGACUUGUUCAAGUGUCUACUACUGCGGAAGCAGAAUGAAUUAGAUGACAAUAAAAGGCAACUCACCAGCGGGUUGGACAGAUUGAAGGAAACCGUUCUUGAGAUGACUUCAAUGAAAAAACUACUUUCCGAGAAGCAAAUUAAUUUACAAGCAAAAGAAGCGGAUGCUAAAAGGAUGUUGGAUGAGAUGAUUCUGAACCAAAAUGAAGCUGAACGGAAGAGGGAGUUCUCCGUAGCAACACAAGUUGAACUUGAAAAGCAAGAAGCUCAGAUCAAUAAAAGACGUGCUGUGGUGCUGCACGACCUAGAAAUUGCUGAACCUGAAGUACUAAAAGCAUCGAGAGGCGUCCAGAACAUUAAGAAGCAACACUUGACAGAGAUGCGAAGCAUGUCGAAUCCUCCUGCGGCGGUCAAAAUGACAAUGGAAUCUGUCUGUGUGCUUCUUGGCUAUGACGUAAAAUCAUGGAGGGAUGUUCAACUUGUUGUCAGAAAAGACGACUUCAUUGCGAGCAUUGUUUCGUUUGAUAGUGAGGUUCAACUCACCCUGGAGUUAAGCGAAUACAUGGAGAGGGUUUAUCUCAGCCGACCCGACUACAAUUAUGAAACAGUCGAUAGAGCCAGUAAAGCUUGUGGCCCUCUAUUGCAAUGGGUCAUAGCUCAGCUCAAAUAUUACUCUAUUUUGGAGAAUGUCUUACCACUCAAGCAAGAAAUGGAGUUGUUGGAACAAGCAGCUCGAAAGUCCAAAGCCCAAUUGAUAGCGAUCGCUGAGAUGAUCCGGGAACUUGAAGAAAGCAUAAGUACUUCCAAGAAACGAUACACCGAAUUAAUUCGUGAAGCUGAAAGAGUAAGAGUCGAUAUGGAGACAAUUGAAAAGAAGCUCAAGAGAAGUGCUCAUGUUAUCGAGAGUUUGACUACGGAGAGAGAGAGAUGGGAGAGUGGCAUAAAACAAUGCGAUAAAGAUAGGGAUGUGAUUGUCGGUAAUGCCGUCUUAUCGUCUGCAUUCGCGAUCUACUGUGGGGACAAAGAUCAGAAAUCCAGAAACGCAAUUCUUGAGGGUUGGAGACAGCAGUUGACUAGUUUGUGCAUUCCAUUUGACAAGUUUUUGUCUCCAAUAUCGUUUUUAGCAACGUUGGAUGACAUCGCAGAGUGGAGCAAUGAUAAAGUGCCACUAGAUAAUCUAUAUGAUCAAAAUUUUACAAUAAAGAAGUGGUCUGACUUCACCUUCAUCAUCGAUCCUAGCGAAGAAGUUUGGGAAAUUUUGGCAAAUUCUGCGAAUAUAGAGAAUACUGUCAAAACUACUUUCCUUGACAAAUCAUUUUUGAGAAAGGUAGAGGAUGCCAUGAGAUUUGGAGGCAGCGUUUUGAUAGCACAUGCCGAGCUUUACGACCCAGUUUUGGAUCCUAUUUUACGCAAAGAGUACUCAUAUACUGGUGGGAGAAGGAUGGUUCAAGUCGGGAACAAAAUGGUGGACUUUCUGGACAAAUUCAAGAUCAUAUUCUUUUCGAGUGAUCUGUCGUGCACUGUUCCAUCGUCAUUAAAAUCGAGGGUCACAAUUAUCAACUUCACUGUGACGAGUAGUAUACUCGAGGAUCAAGCUCUCGAUUCGUGUCUAGAGUACACACAACCCACCAUAUACGAAAAGCGAAAGGAAAUCGUGUUCUUACAAAGUGACUAUCAUAUCAAGAGCCACAAGUAUCGUCAACAGGUUCUUGCAACACUCAAUAAUGCGGAUGGAGUGCUUUUGGAUGACGAUAAUGCUAUAGAUGCCCUUGAAGGCUUGAAGUCAAAGUCAACAGAUCUUGAUACUCGAUUUCACGAGUCUGAGAGUGUAUUGAGAAAGUGUGAUGAAAUAAGAAGCUCGUUUCACGAGGCUGCAAUUCACUUGAGUGGAAUUUUUGGUGUCAUACAGAAGUUGUCACACUUCUCAACAUUCUAUACCAUUUCAUCUAAAACGCUUGUCCAGAUAUUCAAGACGGUUCUUCAUCAGCAGGGUGAAGAUUUGGAUAUUCGGACCAUGGUUAUGCAGAUCUAUAGAUCUGUGUUCGCCUGCUAUGCUCCGUCUUUGAGGAAUAUGGACAGGAUAACAUUUGCUUUAGCUUUAGCGAUAACUUUUGCUUCAAUCAGUGAGGGGGACUGUGUGAGAAGUGCCACGAAGAGAGUCUUAUCAAUUGUUAACGUCGAAGAUGCAAAUCAGUCUUUAGUGCAGACUUUGCUGGAGCUCCUUUCAAUCGAGUUGACAGAUCAAUUAGAUCUCUCUUAUUGGUCACGUAUCGUUGAUAGUGAGAAAGAAACCAAAGCGCUUUCAUUAGUUUCACCUCUCGUCAAGAAGUUACUCGGUUCUGUUGAGCCAUGGACAAUUGUGUUCGAAGGGAUGAUGGAAGCAGCAUUUGGAUUCUCAUUUGAUCAAAGAUUUAUUCUUGAUUUGCCAGAAUUACUUUUGCAAGACAACAAAUUGAUUCUUAUUGCAGAAACCCGCCAUAUCGAGCUGACUUCCAAAAUUCAGCGGUUGGCUGCAGCAAAUAGUCGAGUUUUGAAAGUGGUUGCCAUGGGAACCAGUGAAGCAGCAGAAAUUGCCAUGAAUGAGCUUGAAGACGCAAUGAACGGAGGAGCUUGGAUUUUGCUUCAGAAUGUACACAUGGGAAGCACCUUGCUCAACGACAUUGAAGUCAAAAUUAACUCCACGAGCAAACACGAGCAAUUCGUGUUGUUCCUCACAUGUCUGUUGGACUCAGCUAAUAUUCCUUCAUCAUUGAUCGCAAAUUCAUCAGUAUUGACGUAUGAAGAGGCCCCCAUGUUCAAAAAGACUCUCUUGGAUAGCUUUGAGUAUAUUUUGAAGCAAACUGGAAGUUCAUUGAGUGUGACGCACAUCAUCGUGUUGAUGCUAAGUUGGUAUCAGGCCGUUCUUCAAGAACAGCUUAAGUUUGUUCCAGUUUCGUUUGCUGAGAAGUUCGACAUCAAUGAUAAUGAUCUUGCAUCAUCGAGCUUCUAUAUAAAGAGCAUCUUCAACGACUUUCAAGGCAAACAUACUAUUCGACCAGACGAGAUUCCUUGGACAGAAAUCACCACCAUGAUUGGGACAAUUAUUUACGGUGGGAAAAUUGCAAAUGAAAAAGAUUGCCAAUUCUGCAAGUUACUUGCCCAGGAAUUAUUUAAAGAGAACAUUUUUGAUGAAGAUUUCAUAAUGCCAUACACUGAUCUGUUGAAGUUGCCUCCGGAGGGUAGUUCACAAGCUAUUAGGAAGUGGAUAAGUAACCUUCCAAAUAAACCACCUCUUCAAUGGUUUGGGCUAAAGGAAAGCGUUUUGACCAAAUUCCAAGAAAGUGAGGCUAAUGAAAUUGCUCAAAGAACUCUUGCUAUAGUUUAA
Molecule: messenger RNA, 12450 nt
Organism: Candidozyma auris
Lineage: Eukaryota; Fungi; Ascomycota; Pichiomycetes; Serinales; Metschnikowiaceae
Gene: DYN1
Product: dynein heavy chain
Exons: 1
Coding region: 1-12450 (4149 amino acids)
Biological process (GO): microtubule-based movement
Cellular component (GO): dynein complex
Molecular function (GO): ATP binding; dynein intermediate chain binding; ATP hydrolysis activity
Source: RefSeq, a predicted model, not a curated record